Closterium sp. NIES-65 is the source of this 828-nucleotide messenger RNA. NCBI's taxonomy places the organism in Eukaryota, Viridiplantae, Streptophyta, Zygnematophyceae, Desmidiales, Closteriaceae. The record is from the annotation of a GenBank genome assembly.
AUGCCGACGUUUUCCAGAGGCGUGGGGCUUCGAAGGUUCCAGGUGGUUUCGCCAGUGUGCAUGGGACGGCGAUCGUCGAAAAUCGCGACGCGCAAGAACGCACAGGACGCGCGCAAGUCGAAGCUGUACGGCAAAUUUGGGAAGCAAAUCAUAUCCGCAGUCAAAGCAGCUGGUCCCAGCCCAGGCAGCAACUCGGCACUGGCAGCGCUGCUGGUGGCGGCAAAGCAAGGCGGAGUGCCAAAGGAUGUGAUUGAUCGGAACAUCAAACGAGCGACGGAGAAGGGGCAGGCGGAUUUCACUGAAAUUGUGUAUGAGAUCUACGGGCUCGGAGGAGUCGGCAUAGUGGUGGACGUGCUAACAGACAACAAUGCCCGGGCGGCAGCUACAGUGCGCGACGUGGUUCGCAAGGGCGGCGCCAAGAUGGCCGAUCCAGGCUCGGUGCUAUUUAACUUCAAGAGGCAGGGUGUGCUGGCUGUGCCAGCAGCCACGGCAGACCCGGACGAGGUGUUGGUGGUGGCGGUGGAUGCAGGUGCUGAUGACGUCAUCAACCCUGGGGAGGACAUUGCAGGGGGAGGAGGAGGAGGGCAUGCGGAGGAGGGCGAGGAGGAGGAGCAGUUCUUCCGGGUGCUCACGCCAGCAGAGUCCUUUGCAUCAGUGCGAGCAGAGCUGCAGGAGUAUGGGCUGACAGUGGAUGCAGAGCACUCAGGCCUCAUGUUCAUUCCCACCGCCACCAUGCAGCCUGACGAGGAGGCUCGAGAGCAGAACGAAGCUGUGAUGGAGAAGCUCCUGGAAUUGGAUGAUGUGGAUGCAGUUUACUGCAACCAAUAG